Messenger RNA from Epithele typhae, 525 nucleotides. RefSeq lists its product as uncharacterized. The transcript has a single exon. The record is from RefSeq and is a predicted model, not a curated record. The annotation marks the transcript as partial. NCBI's taxonomy places the organism in Eukaryota, Fungi, Basidiomycota, Agaricomycetes, Polyporales, Epitheliaceae.
AUGGCGAGCCGACAAAACAAGAAGCGCAAGGGACGCAACCCUCUCCCUCGCGAGCGCACCGUCACCACCCUCACCGACGGCGUCGACGGGCCCUUCUCCCACUCGUCCCCCGACGACCCCGCCAUGCCGCCCGGCUUCCCGCCUCCUAUUCCCCCGCCCGCCAACACCUCCGCCAUGCCGCCUGGCUCCUUCCCGCUCCAGUCCUUCGCCAGCAACUUCCUGUACCCCCAGUAUCCCCACAUUGUUCCUCCCAACUUUCCCAGUACUGUCGCGCCCUUCGGCCCUCUUCCACAUCAGCCUAUGCCCUCACCUUCAGUCCUCCCGUCCGCCCCCGUCUUGCCCCCUGGACAAAACGACCUCAAGAUCCUCGAACGGCUCAAGGAGGUAAUCAAGAACAACCAGCACGAAAUUUACCGUCCUGUCCCCCAACCUGCUGCUCUCGCUAGUAUCUACCUUGGUCCGCCCGCCCAGUCCCAGCCUACGACGGCCUUUGCUCCACCUGUUGUCCCCCCGCAUCCUGAGCAG